This is a messenger RNA of Fusarium pseudograminearum CS3096, 924 nucleotides long. RefSeq lists its product as uncharacterized. The record is from RefSeq and is a predicted model, not a curated record. Gene Ontology annotation, biological process: fatty acid catabolic process. Gene Ontology annotation, molecular function: 2,4-dienoyl-CoA reductase (NADPH) activity. NCBI's taxonomy places the organism in Eukaryota, Fungi, Ascomycota, Sordariomycetes, Hypocreales, Nectriaceae. The transcript is spliced from 4 exons. Bases 1 to 924 code for a protein of 307 amino acids.
AUGUCUGUUCCCGAAUCUGAGUAUCUCAGUCCUGUCUGGAAGGAUGGCAUCUUCAAUGGACGCGUCGUCUUUGUCACAGGCGGCGCAGGAAGUAUCUGCAGCAUGCAAACCCGAGCAUUAGUUCGUCUCGGUGCGAAUGCAUGCAUCGUUGGUAGAAGCGUCGACAAGACUGAGAAGGCGGCAAAGGAGAUCGCAUCUGUUCGAGAGGGAGCCAAAGUGAUAGGAAUCGGAGGCUGUGAUGUCCGGAAGGUUGACAGUCUUCAGGCUGCUGCUGAGCGAUGCGCCAAAGAGCUGGGAGGAAUUGACUUUGUCAUCGCCGGUGCGGCUGGCAAUUUUGUCGCCCCCAUAGAAGGACUAAGUUCCAAUGCCUUCAAAUCAGUAAUGGAUAUCGAUGUACUGGGAACCUUUAACACGGUCAAAGCUACCAUGCCUUAUCUUCUGCGUAGCUCUAACCCUCGCAUCAUCUACGUCUCUGCGACAUUUCACUACACAGGCAUGCCGCUCCAGGCACAUGUUUCUGCUGCCAAAGCAUCCGUGGACUCUCUCAUGGCCUCGGUCGCUCUCGAGUACGGACCAAGGGGCGUUCAGAGCAAUGUCAUCGCCCCGGGAGGCAUCGAAGGCACCGAAGGCCUAGCACGACUGGGAAGUGAUGCAGAGAGUGAAAAGAAGAGAUAUGCCAAGAGCAUCCCGAUGGGUCGCGCGGGCACCGUACGGGAUAUCGCAGAUGCGACAGUAUUCUUGUUCAGCGACGCCGGAAGCUAUGUUAGCGGACAGGUCCUGGCCGUGGACGGUGCUGCGUGGAGGCGUCAAGGAGCCCUGGGUGUGGGAACUGAGGCUGGUAUGGAGUAUCCUGAUUAUCUUCUCAAGGGAGAGUUUUCACAAAACUUGCGAGAUCCUCGAAAGACGACCAAGGCAAAGCUGUGA